AGACGUCAUCAGACUGCGUCAGUAAACGAAAACGUGCGUCGCGUCGCCCGCUGGAGCGCAGUGAUAAAAUAAAAUAAAACAAAAAUAUUGAUUUAGAUUAAAUUUUUAAAUAAGAGAACGUUUUGAGACGAUAUGGAUGAUGAAGAGGAAACGUACAGACUGUGGAAGAUUCGCAAAACCAUCAUGCAGCUGUGCCAUGAUAGAGGCUACUUGGUGACACAGGACGAGUUGGACCAGACACUGGAAGAGUUCAAGAGUCAGUUUGGAGACAAACCCAGCGAGGGUCGUCCCAGACGCACAGACCUCACUGUGCUGGUGGCGCACAAUGAUGACCCCACCGACCAGAUGUUUGUUUUCUUUCCUGAGGAGCCCAAGGUGGGAAUCAAGACAAUUAAGAUGUACUGUCAAAGGAUGCAGGAAGAGAACAUCACGCGAGCCCUCAUUGUCGUUCAGAUGGGUAUGACACCCUCAGCUAAACAGUCUCUAGUUGACAUGGCGCCCAAAUACAUAUUGGAGCAGUUUCUACAACAGGAGCUGCUUAUUAACAUCACAGAGCAUGAGCUUGUUCCAGAGCACAUUGUUAUGACAAAAGAGGAAGUGACAGAACUUCUGGCAAGAUAUAAAUUAAAAGAAAGUCAGCUGCCGAGGAUCCAGGCUGGGGACCCUGUGGCUCGCUACUUUGGCUUGAAAAGAGGACAGGUAGUAAAGAUCAUCAGACCUAGUGAAACAGCUGGGAGGUACAUCACAUACAGACUGGUCCAGUGACAGACAGAUGUUCUUCUGGAUCAACAUUUAGCAGGACCAGUGAAGGAAACUGAUGUCACAGCUUUCAUCACUCAUCUAUGGACUAUCCUUCUGCUUUUCAACGUGUUUUGUUUAAAUAUUUCAUGUAAUUACGGAUUUUGUAAAAUAAAUGAUUCAAAAAGUA
Toxotes jaculatrix (banded archerfish) is the source of this 928-nucleotide messenger RNA. RefSeq names its product RNA polymerase II, I and III subunit E, b (gene polr2eb). Lineage: Eukaryota; Metazoa; Chordata; Actinopteri; Toxotidae. Gene Ontology annotation, cellular component: RNA polymerase III complex; RNA polymerase II, core complex; RNA polymerase I complex. Gene Ontology annotation, biological process: DNA-templated transcription. Gene Ontology annotation, molecular function: DNA-directed RNA polymerase activity; DNA binding. The transcript is spliced from 8 exons. The record is from RefSeq and is a predicted model, not a curated record. Bases 133 to 765 code for a protein of 210 amino acids.